GGGGCAGCCACUCCUCCAGCCUCACACACACCACAGAAGAAGAGCAGAGCAGGAAGUGCAGAGCUCAGCCGUGUGUGUGCACUCUGUUAGUCGUUAGCUGUUAGCCGUUAGCCGUUAGCUGGUCGGUAGCUGUAGGUGGUCGUCGGUGGGGCUGCGCUGGUUGCCAUGGCAGCUGAGAAGAUCAACCAGGCGCACGAGCAUCUGGCCAAAGCAGAGAAACAUUUGAAGACCAGUUUUCUGAAGUGGAAACCUGAUUAUGACAGCGCAGCAGCAGAGUACUCUAAAGCAGCUGUGGCGUUUAAAAAUGCCAGGAUGUUGGAGGAAGCGAAGGAGGCGUAUCUGCUUGAGGCCGACGCCCACACCAACAACAAGACAUUGUUCCACGCUGCCAAAGCCCUGGAGCAGGCAGCGAUGAUGCUGAAGGAGAUGGGCAGACUGAGUGAUGCAGUGUGUCUGAUAGAGAAAGCCAGUCUGAUGUACGUAGAGAACGGAACUCCAGAUACAGCAGCACUGGCUUUGGACCGGGCUGGGAGACUAAUGGAGUCUCAGGAUUUGGCCAAAGCUGUUGAUCUGUAUCAGCAGGCCGCUGGAGUGUUCGAGAAUGAGGAGCGUUUACGUCAGGCAGUUGAGAUGUUGGGAAAGGCGUCCAGAUUGCUGGUCAGACAACACAGGUUUGAGGAGGCAGCAGAGUCCAUCCAGAAAGAGAAGAACAUGUACCGAGAAAUCGAAAACUUCCCGACCUGUUUCAAGAAGACCAUUGCCCAGGUCUUGGUCCAUCUCCACAGAAAUGAUUUUGUUGCUGCAGACAAAAGCAUCCGACAGAGUUACAGUCUCCCUGGUUUCAGUGUUCCUCCACAUACCCCCAUUUGA
Messenger RNA from Myripristis murdjan (pinecone soldierfish), 870 nucleotides. Its product is annotated as gamma-soluble NSF attachment protein-like. The coding region runs from base 166 to 870 and encodes 234 amino acids. The transcript has 12 exons. Gene Ontology annotation, biological process: intracellular protein transport. The record is from RefSeq and is a predicted model, not a curated record. Gene Ontology annotation, molecular function: soluble NSF attachment protein activity; syntaxin binding. Lineage: Eukaryota; Metazoa; Chordata; Actinopteri; Holocentriformes; Holocentridae. Gene Ontology annotation, cellular component: SNARE complex; vacuolar membrane.